Molecule: messenger RNA, 1351 nt
Organism: Astrephomene gubernaculifera
Lineage: Eukaryota; Viridiplantae; Chlorophyta; Chlorophyceae; Chlamydomonadales; Astrephomenaceae
Source: the annotation of a GenBank genome assembly
CAGUGCCUUCAAUGCAAAAAGAAAUCCAAUACGCUACCAUUGCCACUUGAAUAGCCGUGCUUACCCCUUCUCGCGGGACAUUCAUAAAAACGCUUCUUCAGGCCAAGCAAAAAACACUGCAAUUGCCAACAAAGGAUAGCUCUUAUAUGGUAUCUGGCUCAUGGAGCUGAGUUAGUUCGCUAAAUAUUUACAGCAACUCUUUACCCUUUAGUUGACUGUUGUUGGUAGGACAGACCUUAUUUUAAACGCGUGAGACAUCAUGGACGUGUCCCUGCAAGAAGUACCACUUCCUGGAACGGCGCUAGCUGAAGAGCUUGACCAACGGCUCCUCAUCGUGCUACGCGAUGGUCGCAAGCUUCUUGGCGUGCUUCGGUCCUUCGAUCAGUUUGCGAACCUAGUGGUGGAGGGAGCUGUGGAGCGGAUAAUUGUGGGCGAUCAGUAUGGCGACAUACCCCUGGGUUUGCAAGUCAUCCGUGGUGAAAACGUGGUCCUCAUGGGGAGAGUAGAAGAGGGCAAGGACGCACCAGACGGGUUAACGAAGGUAUCCCCUGCCGCCAUUAAGGAGGCGCUGAAAGGGGAAAAAGAGCUCAACAAGCUGAAGAGCACGAUACGGGCACGCAUGGACUUCCUGGACUUGGAUUGAUUGCACCCAGCCUUGGCAACAUGCUGGCCGACUUUGGCAACGUGCAGCCGCUCCCAAGUGUCUAGAGGCAUUUCGAUUCUUGCAUCGGCCGCCUCUGGCAAUCUGUAGCAGUAGGAGAGGAAGUAGAGAUGCAGGCUGGAUGGUAAUGGGAAUGCAGCCCUGGUUUUCCAGUGCCGUCGCUUGGCGGUUACAACUGGGAACCCCAAGAUGACUCAAGGAUGGCUAGCAGUGCUGGCAUGCUGGAAACAUGUGGACGCGUCAGGAAAGGGACGCAUCAGUGGUAGGAGUGCCGCACAGUGCAUUGCUCACUUAGCCGGGCCGACUUUGUGGUUCCUUUACCGUUCCAAGGACUGCUCACUUAGUUGGUUCAUGUAGAAUUGCAAAGGCAUUCUGGUAUGCUGGUUCUGGUGGCCUGGUGGAUUGGCGGAAAACGGUGCGACUGUAUCUAUCUGGUGUACUAGAUGUCUAUUGUGCCGUACAGAUCAGUUUACUUCGUACGGCAAAAGGUGGUCGGCAUAGCUGGUAGUUGCCUUCUUAGGCACACCGCACAGCGUCGCGGUGGCCGUGGCAGGAUACUAUCUCCCCGUGUAGUGCACCGAGGAUUGGAAGAUACUUCGGUCACUGCUUGGCCGCCGUCUGCCGGAUACCGGUACGGCAAGUACGGCAAGGCAUACGGCCUUGUAACCGUUGUAAGACCAAGGGGUGUUG